ACUGUAGCCUGCUGAAUGAGCUGCUGGAUAACAGCGAUGGCCCAUCCAGCCUCACAUUUCUCUGGUCACUGAGGGAAGACAUUGCACUUCAUUCUGAACUGGCUGCGUUGGAUCAAUACCAUUGACUGGAAGUCCGCCAUCAAACAAGCACACACGAAACCACAGGAGGGUCUCCAUUUUUAAAGUGCCCGUGUGAGUUUCCUAUCUUUGGAGGAGAAAUGGAAGCGCAACAGAGCAAACUGGAAUUUUUCCACAAGUUGGGCUACGGAAAGGAGCAAGUCCGCCAAGUGCUGGAGAAACUAGGUCAAGACGCCUCAGAGAACGAUUUGCUGCAAGAGUUGGUUCAGGCAGGCAGCAGGCCUCAGGAGCCUGAGAACUGGACGCCAAGUUUUCACCCCACCCCCGCUGCCCAUGGAUCAUGCAGGCCUUUGCCAAUUUCCAGACAGUCUGCUGAGGAAGGAGAUGAUCCCUCCAGUGUCUUGAGAGCUAUUGUGAUUGAUGGCAGCAAUGUUGCUAUGAGUCAUGGAAAUAAGGAAGUGUUUUCAUGCUUGGGAAUUCAGCUGGUGGUGGACUGGUUCAAACAGAGAGGUCAUCAAUAUAUCAAAGUCUUUGUCCCAUCAUGGAGAAAGGAACCAAGCCGAUUUGAUAACCCCAUUACAGAUCAGCAUGUUCUUGAAAAACUUGCAAAGGAAGCAAUUCUUGUAUACACACCAUCCCGCAGAAUGAAAGGCAAAAGGCUGGUAUGCUAUGAUGAUCGGUACAUAGUUAAACUGGCGUAUGAGCAAGAUGGGAUCAUUGUUUCCAACGAUAACUUUCGGGACCUGCAGAACGAAAAUCCUGAGUGGAAAUGGUUCAUUGAACAGCGACUACUGAUGUACUCCUUUGUCAAUGACAAAUUUAUGCCUCCUGAUGAUCCCUUAGGCCGGCACGGACCCUCUCUUGACAGUUUUCUCAGCAAGAUGCCACAGAUUCCCGAGCCAAAAUGGCAGCUCUGUCCUUAUGGCAAAAAAUGCACAUAUGGCAUCAAGUGCAAAUAUUACCACCCAGAAAGACUGACUUGGGACCAUCGCUCUGUAGCUGAUGAGCUCCGAGCUAAGACAAAGAUCAACUCACUUGCUCAGAGGACAGAAGAAGAGAAGACAAGAGCAAAUCCAGUAAAGAACAGAGAUGGGAAUACAUCACAUUUACCUGGCUCUAACGGUGGUAGUGUUAUUGGCAGGAGCUCAGCACACAGCUUGGCAACAUUUCACAGUAAUCCCCAACAGUGGGAAGGAGAAGACAACAGGGAUGCAACAAGUGACUGGACAAACAUACAUCAAGACAACUGGCAGCCUGAAUCAACUGAAUUACAAGAUCAGGCAGGGGCCAUGUCAAAGCAACUGACUGCAUUGUCUCUCAGUGCCAGCAAAUACUCUGGAAAUACUCUUGCUGGACCUGGUAAAUAUGAAGACAUUGUGGGUGACCCACGUAGGGAUCAUUAUCUCAAAUACAACCAGACUUCAUCUCUGUCUCCUCACAGUCUGUGCUGGGAUUGCCCUUGCUUACAAAUAUGUAAUUUUCAAGGAUGUUACAGAAUGCAAACAGCAGCAGUGUCAGUCCCGACCUCACAAACACCUUCUAGUUUGCUAAGGGAUGGCUUGAAGGACCAACAUGAAGGACAACAUAGCUCUAUGGUUUCUUUGGCUGAGUCGUUUUCAGGCUGCAAGGAUGGAGAUAUGAAAUAUCCUGGACAUCUGCAGACCAAAUCUUACAACCCAUUAUUUUUUAUGGAUUCCAGCUCAUUCAACGCACUAGACCAUUACACACAUCCUUCUGGUACUGAGGCCCAGCAGAAUUUGACUCUGCAGUCACUUCCUAGAGAGCAAGCAAAUGUCCAGCAAGCACAGUACUUUGGCUUCCCAUAUAAUGAGGCAGAGCAAACUGUGUCCUCCUCCUACACUGAUACUGUAGACGCGACACACUUAAUGCCAUUCGUUCAAUGGCAUGGGACCCUACAUAGCAGAUCUCCUAACAGAAAACCAUGGUAAGGAGAAAGAGAGUUGGUGAUAAUGCCCUAUUCAAAGACUCCAGUAUUCACCUUCAUGCUGAACCUGAACAAGUCUCUCAGUGGAAAGUAGUAUUUAUAUGCUGGCCUUGAGAUUUGUUUGUAUUCUACAUCCCCUACAUUCUGCAUGAUUUAUCUUCUGCCAUCAUUGCAAGCAACAUCCUGACCUUCACUCCCUCUAGCCAGUUUGUGUUCUGCUUUCCAGAGACUACUCACAUGCCACACUUCCCAAAAAGCUUUUCCUAGAUCAGUGUUCUUCAACCAUGGAUCCCUAGACUACAACUCCCAACAUCCUUGACCAUUGGCAAAACUGGCUGGGGAUGUUUUGAGUUGUAAACCAAUGACAGCCAGAGACUUAAGGUUAAAGAACACUGUUCUAGAUCACCACCACAACCUCCUCUGUUACAAUCUGUUUAAAUUCCAGUUAACCCCUUCUCCACAAACAAAUCCAUCUUUUCUCCACAAACAAAUCCAUCUUUAUCAAAUCCAUCUUUCAGCUUUUUCUUAUCUGUGUCCAAGGUCCGUUUAGAGCUUAUCCUUACCAAGGUUAUACUGGUGUUACAUUAGUGUGAUAAAGAUGUGGAUGAAAAAUAUAUACAGCUAAAUAUUUGAGGAUGUGUUGUUGGGCAAUGCUGAUAGGGGUGCAGGCCCAUGCAGAGCAGGGGUGGGCAGCAGGGUACACUUGCCCCAGGCCUCGGGGGACCCUGCCAGGGACUGGUUGCUUUGUUUGAGUGUGUAACUUUAUUCUAACAAGACUCCUGUCCUAGGCCUCAGACAAGCUCUGCAUGGGCCUGCAGGUGGGGGCCCUCUCUGGCAUGUCCAAGUAAUGUUUAGAAAUGCACUUCAGUAUGCUUUGUAUAGAAUACACAUGCUCAACUGGGCAAACAAGGUCCUGUGUGGAUGCUCGAGUGGCAUCUGUGACCAGAAGCAUCUUUUGCCAACUUUGACUGGUGCUCCAGUUGUGGCAUUUUGACACAAUUUGUAAUGUCCAGGUUAGAUUAUUAUAAUGUAGUAUAUAUCAGACUGCCUCUGAAAUGGUUUUUUUGAAACUGCAGCUGGUCCAAAAUAUAGUAGCAGCUCUUUUGCUCCAUUAAAAAAAUGUUUUUAUAUAUUCUUCUUGCAUGUUUUAGCAGUUUAUGUAUAUACUGCCUUGAAGACCAAUUGGUAGAGGGGUGGGCUAGAAAUCUUUUUAAUUAAAUAAACAAACCAGCAACACACCCCUUGUGUAUUUCAUUUGACUCAGAUACUCUGAGAUAUAUGGCGAUAGAUAUAUGUCAAAGUAUCCCCAUCUUUUUAAAAGCUUUUGAAAUAGCUGGGGCUGUAGGGAGGAAAGUGAUCCAGAAUGAGACUGGAUCACAGAGGAGAGGAGGGGAGAUUAACUUUCCCCCCUCACAGUGUGCCUUUACUAAAAACAUAAUAGCUUGGAUUCAGCUAACCCAACGUUUUAACAGAAGCCAGCACAAGGGACACAGUCACAGGUCUCAGUCCUGCCCCUCCCCCCAUGACUAAUAUUACAAAAACUUUGGAAAGAGAUAGAGAUGCUAUCACACUUCUCAACACUUAUGUGUAUUUUUGUGCUAAAAGUCCAGUCAGAGGUUAAUUUCUAAUUUGGGGGGGGGGGGACAUAACCAGAAUGAUCAGUAUAGCAAUAUAUACAGACCUGGUUCACACAUCAUGAUAGGCCAAAACUAAACCAUAGUUUAUUAAGCAAACCACAAAUCUAUGCUCAUAUGAUCAAAUAAACCUUGACUUGAUUUCCUUCCAGCUAUUUUGUAUUUCCCACCUGCUGUUGAAUACAGAGGUUUCUUUGCUUCUUCUAGGAAAAGAGAAAGGGGGCGGGGUCAGAGGCUGCUGAGAGCCUGCUAAGCCACACCCACUGGCAACCUGAGCUCAGGUUAACACUUUCAUGAUAAAGAUGACACUGCUGUUAACACAGCUAGUGGGAACUGCCAAACAUGGGAAGCGGUUUCAUUUUUCAACCGGGUUAGCAUCACUAUACAGUAGCUUGGAGCCUGUUGGGCGGGGGGAGCCACACUUAAACCAUUUAAAGAACUGUUGGGAUGCUAAGCCAAAGUUAAUGCCAGCAAGCCCACAACAUAUCACGAUUUCUUUUAGUUAACAAACCACAGUUAAGGCACUGAGGCUUGGCUCACACAUAAUACCCAAGUUGAUUAAUGAAGGCUUGUUUUAACCUUAGUUUACAGUUGCAUGAAAAGCAGGAUACGGUAAGGUCAGCUAGAGGAGCAUCUUUCCAACUUGUAGACUGGGAUCCAAAAGUGGGUCACAGCAGGGCUGGAUUUACGUACUGUAUAAGCUAAACAAGCUAUAGCUUAGGGCCCCACGCUCUUGGGGGGGCCCCCAAAAAACUUAA
Molecule: messenger RNA, 4415 nt
Organism: Podarcis muralis (Common wall lizard)
Lineage: Eukaryota; Metazoa; Chordata; Lepidosauria; Squamata; Lacertidae
Gene: ZC3H12D
Product: zinc finger CCCH-type containing 12D
Cellular component (GO): cytoplasmic ribonucleoprotein granule; nucleus
Molecular function (GO): metal ion binding; RNA endonuclease activity; mRNA binding
Source: RefSeq, a predicted model, not a curated record